Capra hircus (goat) is the source of this 603-nucleotide messenger RNA. RefSeq names its product motilin (gene MLN). The transcript has 4 exons. Gene Ontology annotation, cellular component: extracellular region. The record is from RefSeq and is a predicted model, not a curated record. The coding region runs from base 1 to 603 and encodes 200 amino acids. Gene Ontology annotation, molecular function: motilin receptor binding; hormone activity. NCBI's taxonomy places the organism in Eukaryota, Metazoa, Chordata, Mammalia, Artiodactyla, Bovidae.
AUGCUGUCCCGCAAGGCCACGGCCAUCCUGCUGGUAGUGCACGCAGCCGCCAUGCUGGCCUCCCAGACGGAAGGCUUUGUUCCCAUCUUCACCUACGGCGAAGUCCAGAGGAUGCAAGAAAAGGAGAGGUACAAGGGGCAAAAGAAAUCCCUGAGUGUACAGCAGAGGUCAGAGGAGGUGGGCCCUGCGGACCCUGCGGAGCCCCGGGAAGACAAACAGGAGGUUAUCAAGCUGACUGCUCCUGUGGAAAUUGGAAUGAGGAUGAACUCCAGGCAGCUGGAAAAGUACCAGGCCACCCUGGAAGGGCUGCUGCGCAAGGUGCUGCCAUCCUCCCAGAACGAGGACCCGGAGCCUGCACUGUGCACGCUCCCACAGUUUCCGACGACGCACGUACUGAUCAACCCAAGCACAGCUGCGAGAUCCCGGGAAGCACUGCCAAGACAGCCGCUAAAAAAUGGGGAGAGAGGGCUGCAGCAAGGCACGUCGGAGGGUGCGGAGGAAAAGACACAGGAAUCUCGCUCUAAAGCGCGGGACUGCAGGGACCGGAUCCAGGACCCCUCCUCGCCCUUCCCAGCUUCCUUAAAUUCCUCCGCUCGUCAGUAA